Messenger RNA from Dufourea novaeangliae, 495 nucleotides. RefSeq lists its product as uncharacterized. The record is from RefSeq and is a predicted model, not a curated record. Bases 1 to 495 code for a protein of 164 amino acids. The transcript has 3 exons. NCBI's taxonomy places the organism in Eukaryota, Metazoa, Arthropoda, Insecta, Hymenoptera, Halictidae.
AUGAGCACUCACCAGAGCUGCAGGAACAACUCGUUGGCGGAUACGAUGCCCGGGGACGUGAUUAAGUAUAAUCUGCGAUGCAAUCGCAACAUCAGCGAGAAGAUGACGAAGAAAGAUUUUGUCUACGACAUCCGUCCUCCACACCAAAGUGCCAGAAAGCUGGAAGAAGGAAAGUACCCGGUGGUGUUGCCGUUACAGUUACGUCGUAGACAAAGCUCCGACUCGAGAUUGCCCCAGUACACGGUGAUUUCGGAAAAAAACAAUCUAGGCGGUGAUGGGGACGCUACGAACCUUUCAGAGCAACGACCAUUGGGAUUUGAGUGCAAUAUCUGCCGCGAGCAGAUUGCCACUUUGCUAUCAUUAUCGACACACGUCAAGUCGCAUCGACGAGCGUACUGCAAGUAUUGUUACUGGAUCCUGCUGGAGAACGAAACAAUGGAAGAGCACAUCGAGACCAACCACAGAAUCGAUCCAUCCACCGCGGCGAAUGCCUAA